This is a messenger RNA of Strongylocentrotus purpuratus (purple sea urchin), 2085 nucleotides long. RefSeq names its product ER degradation-enhancing alpha-mannosidase-like protein 2 (gene edem2). NCBI's taxonomy places the organism in Eukaryota, Metazoa, Echinodermata, Echinoidea, Camarodonta, Strongylocentrotidae. Gene Ontology annotation, cellular component: membrane; endoplasmic reticulum. Bases 51 to 1733 code for a protein of 560 amino acids. Gene Ontology annotation, biological process: mannose trimming involved in glycoprotein ERAD pathway; endoplasmic reticulum mannose trimming; carbohydrate metabolic process. The record is from RefSeq and is a predicted model, not a curated record. The transcript has 11 exons. Gene Ontology annotation, molecular function: mannosyl-oligosaccharide 1,2-alpha-mannosidase activity; calcium ion binding.
UAUUAGCCAGCCAGCCCUUUUCGAGUCUGUAGGUCGAGAAGCAGAAGAAAAUGUAUGUCUCGUUCGUGAGUGUGGUUUUUAUGCCACUGCUGCUGAUGGUCACCUAUUUAGGAUGUAUAUCAAGGGGUGAUAUCACAGAUGAGCUACCCUUGUAUAGGGAGAAGGUCAGGGCAAUGUUCCAGUUUGCAUACGACAGCUACUUGGAGCAUGCUUUCCCUUAUGAUGAACUUCAACCUUUGACCUGUGACGGUGCAGAUACAUGGGGCAGCUAUUCUUUGACCCUCGUUGACACCUUGGACACACUGGCCAUCAUGGGAAACCACACAGAGUUUCAGAGAGUUGCCAAUUUACUCGUCGAUCAUCUAUCCUUUGAGGAUGACCUCAAUGUUUCUGUUUUUGAGACCAAUAUAAGAGUGGUUGGAGGUCUCUUAUCCUCUCAUCUCCUCUCCCAGAGGGCAGGCAUGGAUGUGCCCACCGGUUGGCCUUGUCAGGGGCCCCUUCUGGAAAUGGCUGAAACAGUUGCUAGGAAACUACUCCCAGCCUUUGACACACCAACCGGGAUGCCUUAUGGGACAGUGAACCUGCUCCAUGGGGUACCCAAGGGGGAGACGGCGGUGUCCUGCACCGCUGGGAUUGGGACCUUCAUAGUAGAGUUUGGUACCCUGAGCCGACUGACCGGUGAUCCUGUCUUUGAGGAGAAGGCUCUCAGGGCCCUGGAUUCUCUCUGGGGAUUCAAGUCAGAUAUAGGAAUGGUUGGGAACCAUGUGAACAUCCAAACUGGGAAGUGGACUGCACUGGAUUCAGGCAUUGGUGCAGGAGUCGACUCCUACCUGGAAUACUUGGUGAAAGGAAGCCUUCUUCUAGGAAACCAAGAACUCAUGAAUAUGUUUAGUGAAUAUGAGAAAGUGAUCUACCAGUACUCCAAGAAAGAUGACUGGUAUAUGUGGGUCAACAUGAUGAAAGGUCAGGUCACCAUGCCAGUCUUUCAGUCACUAGACGCAUAUUGGCCAGGCCUCCUGAGUCUGAUAGGAAAGAUAGACAGCGGCAUGAAAACAUUACACAACAAUCAUCAGGUCUGGCGUCAGCUGGGUUUCCUGCCAGAGUUCUACAACAUCGUCAACAGCAAGGCUGUAGAUAAGAGAGAGGGCUAUCCACUCAGGCCAGAGUUUGUGGAGAGUGCCAUGUAUUUAUACCAAGCUACUAAAGAUCCAAUGCUUCUUCAGAUGGGUAGAGAUGUAUUAACUUCCAUUGAAACUACCAAAACAGAAUGUGGCUAUACCAGUGUAAAAGAUGUCAAGACCCACAAGUUGGACAACCGCAUGGAGUCUUUCUUCCUGGCAGAAACCCUCAAGUACCUCUACCUCCUCUUUGACCCCGACAACUUCAUCCACCAAGAUGGGGGCCACGCCCAAAUCGUAGACACCCCCCACGGUAAAUGCUUCCUUGGCAGUGGAGGGUACAUCUUCAACACAGAGGCACACCCUAUAGACAUUGGCGCCCUUUCGUGCUGCGGCGGUGCUGCCAAUGAGUACUCUAGAAUAGAGCGUGCCUUGAGGACAUUAAGCCGUAGGAAAGAUCAGUUAAAAUGGAUCAAGAAUUAUAUCAGGGAGGAUUCCAGCGAGGGAGGUAGACACACGAGUCAGAAAGGUCUGAACUCUGCCGUCAAUUGUUCAUCUCAGCCGUUCCAUGCCAAGAUGUCGAUACUAGGAGAGAUGUUUCCAGAUUUAGAUUGACGAAGCUGUAAUUUAUGAUUAUUUAAUAUUGAUUUGUUUUCUAGGACAUUGUUUUAUGUAGGUUGUGGAGCUUAUACAUGUAGAUCCCAAUUUUGAUAGUACAGUGAAACCAUGUUAUAAAGGAAAUUACUUAGUUGUAAAUUAAUUCAUCUGGCAAAAUUGGUUAAGAAUUAUGCUUGUGCAAUUGCUCCGUUGCUAUUUUCUACAUUUCAAAAUUUCAGAACUUCAACUUGAGAUCCAACUGUAUACAUACCCCAAACUCUAACCCAAAUGUUUUAAGCCUUGUAUGCAACUCAUUAACUUAAACAUUUUCUGAAAAAAUUAAAGAAUUCAUUUUAAAUUUAUGUUUUGA